GGGCGACCAUCGCGAGCAGUAAACAGCCUAUUUGACAGUUGACACUAUAGAGCACUCCACGGACUCCGGUUUGCAAUAGCUUUUACCUUGAGAAAAUUGAUAAAACCAACAAUUAGUGACCAGCCGAGAGUCACUGACGCUUAUUGAAUCUUUCUUCUCGCUGUUACUGUAAAAUUCAGGUUUUUAAUUAUCUCAACUGACUUAAGGACUUUAACUGAACUUCAACAAGUAGAAAUGCCACGAGUGAAAUGUAACACUCCAAAAUCUCUAGUAAAAGGAUGUGUUGAAUUUAUUGCAAAUAACUUUGAUAUAUGGUGUAAACAAUCACCAAUUGAACUAUAUGAAAUUGGUCCCGAAAUAGGCAGCAAUCCCUUUGAUCAAUUACCCUGUACAGUUUUAGAACAUAUUGUUAAAGCAAACAGAAACAUAGACAAUAUAGUUUUGCAGCAUCUACUUACUCCACAACUCACUAGGGUAGUUCUGUGUGGCCAAGAACUUCUUGAACUUGCUUCAAAUAGAUGCCCUCAGCUGAAACAUUUGAGAAUAAAUGGUUGUAAAUUGAAUUUCUGGCCAAAAUUUGAAAAACUGCAAGUAUUACAAUUUUCUUCAGGUGGAGCUGAAGAUAGCUUUUUACAUACUAUUGGAACUUACUGUACCGAUUUAAGGGAAUUGGAUCUUAGACGCUGCCAUCGUGUGACUGAUUAUGGCAUUCAAGGACUGUGUGUCAGUGUGGAUAAUCUGGGUAGAAAUUGUGAAACUCUGGGACAAUGUAAAUCCAUUCAGUUAUUAAGUCUUGAGCGCACAGUAAGGGUGACGAAGAAGGGUUUACAAAUGGCGCUCAAUAACAUGCCUAUCUUGAGAAACCUACAUCAUGACGCUACUGUUGAAGCCUUGGUAGAAAUUGCAAACAAUUCAUUAAAUGGCAGACUCCUGGAUCCCCCCGAAUUCGCCUUGUCCGUGCUACGUAUGCCCUUCAACUCACCUGAUUAUGAAAGUGGUAACUUAAGAUUAGCAUUGUCCUUGUGCCCUUCCGUUACGGUGUUACGUAUCGUAGAGGCAGAGGGAUUUUCUAAUAUAGACCUUAUAGGGCUAUCCUUAAUGGCCCUUAAAAGCAUACGCGAGCUCUCUAUAUAUGGAGAUUUGAAAUUACAAAAUCACAUCCACAGUAAAUUGACUUUUAAUGGGGGUGUGGUUCCACUUCUGAAAGCUAUUGGAAUUAUGCUUAAGAGGCUUAAACUAGAAAAUUUAAAAAAUGUCAAUAUUGAAACUGUAGUAGAAUUUUGUCCAAAUCUUUUAAAAUUUUGUCUAAUUGACAAUCUUAGUUAUACUACAACUUGUCAAAAAGUGCAAAAAUCUGUGAUAUUCCAACAAAGCAAAGAAAUUUCAAUGUUUCAAAAGCUUAGGAUUUUGAACAUAGAAAUACUUCAAUUUGAAGAAUUCAUUUUAACUGGACUUAGCAGCAGUGAUCAUUUGAUGAAGUUGGAAACAUUAGUUCUUCUAUUGUCUUCUCCCUUGUUGAGUAAUAUUACUAUUUUAAGUUGUGAUUCUCUCACUGAUCACGUUUUCUUUGCGGCCGCUAAGCUCCACCACUUUCAGAAUCUCGAGAUAUUGUUCCUACAAAAUUGCCAUUAUGUUACCAAAUUGGGUAUCGAUAUUUUAAUGCAAGAUGGCAACGUUCUGGAAAGAGUCGAAUUGAACGACUGCAUGAAUGUAUCUUCUGAAAAAAAUAUGCAGGAUUGGGUUGGCCAAGCAAAGAAGAAAAAUUGGAUAUUAGCAGUCGAUUGUGAUGAGAAGUCGAUGUGGAACUGAUAAAAUUUGAAAAUAAAUGUGUGAUUUCUUCGGA
This is a messenger RNA of Daphnia pulicaria, 1843 nucleotides long. RefSeq lists its product as uncharacterized. The record is from RefSeq and is a predicted model, not a curated record. The transcript is spliced from 4 exons. Gene Ontology annotation, biological process: SCF-dependent proteasomal ubiquitin-dependent protein catabolic process. Gene Ontology annotation, cellular component: SCF ubiquitin ligase complex. Lineage: Eukaryota; Metazoa; Arthropoda; Branchiopoda; Diplostraca; Daphniidae. The coding region runs from base 235 to 1809 and encodes 524 amino acids.